UCAAUCGCCGGCGCCGCCGCCGGAGUGGCUCUCGGUCCUUCCAUCGAUCCUCCGGUCCGUCCUCCCGCGGCCCCCGCCGCCGCUGGUCAGAUCCUUCAGCUGCCCCUUUAAAAUAUGUGUCAGAGACAGCACUUUGCAGGAGCUGAAAAUGGUCAAAAGACUUCUGGAUUUUCUUCCUCCCUUUCCAGCCCUUCCAGCCUCCUUGCCUGACUCGGAUGAUGUGAUAUUCAGAGGGAUUCCUUAAUCCAAGUCACCGCUCAGCCAGGCACAUCUACAGAAGAUUGCAUCCAUAAUUCAAGAUGGCCAGCCAGCCGCCCGAAGAGCCUGCAGAGUUUCAGGUCUCAGAUGAGCUCGAGUGUAAGAUCUGUUACAACCGGUACAACCUGAAACAGCGGAAGCCCAAGGUCCUGGAGUGUUGUCACAGGGUUUGCGCCAAAUGCCUCUACAAGAUCAUAGACUUUGGGGACUCUCCCCAAGGUGUCAUCGUCUGCCCGUUCUGCAGGUUUGAGACGUGCCUGCCGGAUGACGAAGUUAGCAGUCUGCCCGAUGACAAUAACAUCCUUGUAAAUCUGACUUGCGGAAGCAAAGGGAAGAAAUGCCUGCCCGAGAACCCCACCGAGCUGCUGCUUACCCCCAAGAGGCUGGCUUCCCUUGUCAGCCCUUCCCACACAUCCUCCAACUGCUUGGUGAUCACCAUCAUGGAGGUACAGAGGGAGAGCUCCCCGUCUCUCAGCUCCACCCCUGUGGUAGAAUUCUACAGGCCAGCAAGUUUCGACUCUGUCACCACAGUGUCCCACAAUUGGACAGUGUGGAACUGCACCUCCUUGCUCUUUCAGACGUCCAUCCGGGUACUGGUGUGGUUGCUAGGUUUGCUGUACUUCAGCUCCUUGCCCUUAGGGAUCUACUUACUGGUGUCUAAGAAGGUCACCCUGGGGGUGGUCUUUGUUAGCCUUGUCCCCUCUAGCCUUGUCAUCCUUAUGGUAUAUGGCUUUUGCCAAUGCGUUUGUCAUGAAUUUCUGGACUGUAUGGCACUUCCUUCUUAAUCAAUAUGCAGAAUCGGAAACUCGGCACAUGUGGCUACGUUCAACCGACGUUCGUGUGACCUGCUUUCCUUUGUAUUCCCUACGAUUAGUGUCUGCAGCCUCAAUGAAGCCCUUGGCCAUGCGUCUGCGGUCCAUUUUCCAUCCAGAGUUUGGCUUGAUGGGUUUUCCUGGAUUCUGAAAAAUAAAAAUAAAAAAAAGUUCACUUCUAUAUAGGGGCGGGCUGGCCAAGAGGCAAAGCUGUGUCCGCAAACAAAGGCAUAGGCCCAGGGAGUGCUUUCAUUCAGGUACCAGGCAAGGUGUGUUACAACGAGGCAGGUUCUUUGGGCGAAGGUGGGGAUGAAUGGAGUCCUCCUUGAGGUUAGGCGCGUCCCAUGAUUGUAGGUAGAUGUCAGAGGCAGGCUGCUCAAAAGCACGUGGGAGCGCCCCUCAUUUUCCUGGCGCUGGAGCCCCUCAUCAUCAGGUGCUUUCUCUCCUGAGGUAAUGCUUCUCUGAAGUCAGCUGCCUCUUCUCAGAUUCCUUUUGCGUCUGUGCAGCCCCUCUCCCCCUCCCCCACACUCCAGGGUCCUUCAAUCUCAUCUUCUUGGGUGGUUUCCUGCAGGAUUCCUGUUUUGGCUGGUGGCCGUAGAAGACAGACAUCGCUGAGAGGUUUGCACGAGGAGUUAGACCUCAUGCCAGGGCAUGGUCAUUUAUGUUCAACACAGGCCUUUUCCUCCACCCGUGUUUUUCUCCCAGGCUCCUCUGGGAUGAUCUGAACAGUUUUUGCAUGUGGAAAUAUUCACCAGAAUAUUAAAAUGUGAAAAUGCUUCGUUUGAUUUUUAACCACAGUCCCCAACCAACCUCAUCCCUUAUCCUGAACAAAGUUCCAUUUAAAGUAGUUGCAAUCAGUUUCUGGAGGCUUGUUUUAGAAGUUUGCAUAGGGUGGGCUUUGCUGCCCCUGCAAUGCUCUGGAGGGAACCUGUGAUCGUGAAAACCCAGCAACAGGCCACCAGCUGCCCUAGCGCCUGGCACUAAGAACCACGUGUUCUGCUGAGUAGUACAAGUUUAUGUCCUAUGAAGUCCACACAAGGGGAGAGGUGCAGCCCCGCCAAGCUGAUGCCCUGCUCGAAGUGGAGUGGAGGUGGUUAAGUGCAGGCUCCCUCGAGGCUGCUUGCUAUUCUGUCAGUUUGGGGAUAGAUUUGAGACUUUAAUUUAUUUUCUGUAAAGGCAUAAGCUGCGUGGCUUGGGUCUGGACGCCUUUUCAUGAAGUGGGGGUGGGGCGGGGGUGACGCUGAAUGUAUAUAUUUAUGGGAGUAAGUUGCCCAGCAGGCUUUAGGUGGGGGAAUAGAAUGUUCGCAGAAUGUUCACUAGUCAGAAAGAGGAAAGAGUGCUUCUUAGUCUCUGAGACUUAUUACUGACAACUUAACAAUAUUAUACCCACAAUGCUUAGCAAAGGGCUUUACCAGGGUUUUGUUAACUUGUUUGUGGUGAAAUAUUUCUUGUGUGAUAUAGUUGCAGGGGGCCGGUUCUGAUCUCCGCAUUGAGGGAAAAUGGAUACUUAACUAGAAUAGGAGUUUUAAUUUCGUUGUAUAACUACUGACUUGGAGAACAUGUAUGUCCAAGAUACAAGUAAUGAGAAAAUACACGUGGGAUGUGGUCCAGUGAAAUUUAAACCCCAACUUAGAGCUAAAUACAUUUAUGAUUCCAGAAACCCUAGUUUUAGGUAGUGUUGUGGAUGUGGUUUCCAGAAUUCCGUUUGUACUUUGACUAAAUACAAUAUUUAAGAGGUUUUGUGGUUUGGAUUUAUAUAUUUAUAAGGUUUCCUUUUUAAAGAUGCACAUUUUGUCUGAACUGUAACACUGAGUAAGCUGUCAAGUGACCACAGGAAGAGAUUUCCAGAAGGCUUCGGACCCACUCUGUGUUUUGCUAGUUCGUGUGGUGUCUGCAGUGCUGAAGUCGUUUCUGUAUGUGCUGUGGCAAUAUUUUUCCUAACGCCAGUGUGCUGACCUGGUUUUAAAGAGUUUUGAAUGUAUGACAACAACACAGAACAACACAGCUCUCCAUGCUGUCGAAUGGGAGGGGCGAUCCUGUAAUGUUGUAAUCUCUAUGCUAAUGUUCUCUUGUCUAUUAAAUUUUAUGAUUUCUAAGUGAGAUGUUUGCUUUCUCUGAUUUACGGUCGAGAUGCCGUUAUCACUUUAGAUAGUCCCAAGUGCGAACUUUCGUUAAACCAAGGCCUUUAUCAUCCACAUGGAAAUCUUAGAAGCUUCCUACAAAGCUAACCACAUCUAUCUCAUCUCUACAAAGGCCCUCAUUUUUUUCCAAGUGGAGCAGAAGGUGAAAUAAGAAUAUGAUCUUUAUCAAUGAAAUGUUCUAUUUGAUUUGAUGUGAUUAAUUCUCCCCAACUGCUUAACAAGAUAGAAUCCAGUGUGGUGAAGACAUCCCUUACUUGUAGAGUCUGGCCAAACUGGAAAAAAGCACAAAGUUUACUAGUCAUGAUCCUCAUUGAGUGAUUUAAGAGUAUGCAGCAGCUCUGUGUUCGUAUUAGUGAAUUAGCACCACACGUCCAUCAAGAACAAUGGUCUAACGUGCUUCAGAAAUCUUUGCACAAGUGAGCAAAGAAGCAGGUUGUGGAAGAUGAUCCCCUGGUCCCCUGUGAUUAUACUGUGAGCUCCGCCUUAGCUGCUGAGAAACCAGGAAGCAGUGCACAUUUGCAGGAGUGCGAGCAUUGCAGAAACCGUGAUGAAACUUCUCAGUGCAUUAACCCGACAGAUGCAAAGGCAGAGGAAUCCUGACGGUUGCGAGACAAGCAGAAGGAGUCAAGAGGGGACCUUAGAGGAAGGAGCUGUGAGGGACUUUGAGGACCUCAGAGGGAGGGGCAGUAAGGGAGCUUGGGAUAGUACAAUGGAGAUGGCUGUGUUCUUUAUUCUUUUCUUGCUGACACAGUCUUAAAGGUUGCCUUGACCCGUUGGAAUAUUUUCAGUCAGACUACAUAAUAUUCUAGAACUUUCCUCAAAACCAAUAGCAACAGCCUCAGAUUCAGGUAAAAUCCCCGAGUUUAACCAUUUGUGUUGCAGCUUGCAUUUUAUAUGUUUUCCACAUCUUUUCCCUCUUCCGAUGUAAUUAUAUUUCUUUAUUUCAGUAACCAUCAUGGGGUUUUACAAAUCCUGUAGGCUUAGUGCUGGGUCUUUCCUUGUAAGUUUACUUUUGUCUAAAAUGUUUCCUUUUAGGAAAACGUUUCUUUAUGAUUUUAUGUGUCGAGAUGUUUUGCCUGCACAUAUAUCUGGAAACCCUGUGUAUGCCCGGCGCCUGAGGUCAGAAGAAGGUGUUGCAUUCCUCUGGGAUUGGAGUUAUUCAUGGCUGUUGCAAGAUCAACAAGUGUUUUUAACCACUGAAACAUGUCUGCAGCACCUAAAAGAUGGUGAUUUCGAUUGUGGAGGAUGAACGUUGAAAUAUGAAUAAAUUCUAAAUGAGUCUCAGAUACAUUAACGAAUAAACCCACUUUCUUAUAUGGCUUAAAUCCCUGGAAUAAUCCCAACCUAAUUGCAAUCACUGUGUAUGGUCAGGAAUUAAACUACAGCCUCAAUACUAUGAUACUAAGUUGGGGUAUACGAUAACUUACUUUUCAAAGUGGUUGGGCCUUGAUUUAAUUCAAAUAUUUAUACAAGACAAUUACCUGGCCAACAUUUUAAUUGAUCAGAUAUUUGUUGACUGUACUGUUUAUAUGAGUUCCAGGCGAAAGUGUCCUGGAUGGGCAGGUUGCCUGUGACCUUGUUGUUCCUACGAAGUGUAAAGAAAGUCGUUUUGUGUGUUUGUGUCUAUGCCCCUCAGGGAAGAGCAGCCUGAAGUCCUGCCUUUGCAAAGCAACUGAGUCUGUGGAAGUGGAGAGAUGGAUGCCGAGGCAGAGCAAGAAAAGCACUGACCCUGAGCGCCCCAAACCUGGAACUCUGAAUACCCCCCCGGGGGGGGCGCUGGAGAGAAGAUUCUGGAACAGCCAGAUGGAAGCCAGAGACCGUAUGCUUGUCAGACCCAAGAGGGAUAAGGUGGAAUUAGCAUCAUUUGGUCAACACAUGUAGAAAGAGAUUUCAGAUUGGUUUAUAACAAAAACCAAACCAAACCAGCCCAACAAACAAAACAAAGCCAACCCAACAACAACAACAAAAAGCCUAGAUAAGCUUUCCCUGUGGAAACUUGCAGAAGCAUGGAGCGAAGUUGUUUGAAACAAAGCAGUUAUUGCCGGUUUACUUAGCAUCCAGCAUUGGCAUCUAAACUAACCGUGUUUGUUUUCUUUGUUGGGUAAAUGGGGUUGGGGAUUUAGCUCAGUGGUAGAGCGCUUGCCUAGGAAGCGCAAGGCCCUGGGUUCGGUCCCCAGCUCCGGAAAAAAAAAAAAAAAAAUGUAUGACAUAUAAUUUUCAGUUUAACACUUUCCCUAAUUCCUCCCAACACGAUCUCACUGUAGUUGAGCCGAUCAAAAAUCAUCUUCUUCUGGGUCAUUAGAUGUUUUUUGGACCAAGAUAAGGCAAUUCUGGGAGCUGGCGUCAUGUCAGUUCCAUCUGGAGAGUUUGGAAUGCAUUAAACUUUUUAUUGUCAGUCUCCAGAUUAAAAGGCUUGUCUUCUCACAGAAUUCUUAACAAAUCUUAGUUAUUUUAGCAACACAUGUGCUUGAGACGGUGUUUUGCAUACUAAGGAGCUCCAUUAAUAAUAAAUGAACAUCUAUUUGUGAUCUGUGUUGAACCCAAACUUCCCACACUCUUCCCUUUUAGUCCCUCCCCAUUCUCUGAUGUUUAAAAUGUCAUUUUUAGAAGAACCCCAUGCACCGGUUAUCAUCCUCCUGCGCACACAUGCACAAGUACAACAUGCAUGUGUAUCUACAUGAAUGCACACAUUCACACGUACAUGCUUAUGCAUUUUAGGAAACAGCUAUGAAAGAGAACCAUGUAAGUCUACCAACCUCUUUUAAUUACCCAGGUAAGUAAUAUUGAAAACAUCAUCAUCGUCGUCGUCGUCGUCGUCGUCGUCGUCAUCAUCAUCAUCAUCAUUAUUAUUAUUAUUAUUAUUAUUAUUAUUAUUAUUAUGACCACUAACUGCCUGCCUUUUCUUCCCUGCUCAUGGAGUGAUGCUCUCAGCUGCUCGCCUCAGAGACAAUUCCUUCCUCUUUUCCCGUGUUCUACAUCAUCGAGCACUGGAAAUCAUCCUAGCCAAGCAAUGGGCUUCUUCGUUGACAUUGCUUCUGUCUGAUGUGCUUUUUCUCACUACUCCGGCUAGAACUAACUGUAUAGGUAAUGAUUAAAUUGGUGGUCAUAAAUUGUCUUUGGCUUGAUCUUCAGAUUAUACAAUUAUUUCCAGCUUCCUGUGGUCUGAGCAGCUGGAAACCACCAGUUAAAACGGGACAGAUGAUGACCUGAUUCUAUGGGCCUUCCUUCUGCCAGAGUGGAGUGUGGGGUACAGAGUGAUCCCUGGAGGCCAAGGAAUGCUAAAGUCUGGCUUUGGAAUGGGGAGGGAAGUACACUAAUCACCCCUCCUGUUCCCCACUGCAGCUCCAUGUCUCAAUCGAACCUCACCAGAUGUUUUGACCAUAGCUUAAAGAUCAUUGUUUUGACCCACAUUCGAGCAACUUACAGUGCAUAAUAUAAAAAAUUUCCUUGGCUUUUUGACAGGAUACCUGUGCCUUUUAUGGGUCACUGGGAGAAUAAGAAGACAAUCCUAGUUUACUGUUUUGAAAAGCAGGAUCUUACGAUGGAAAUUACUCUAUAACAUACGUUGUGGAAUGUGUCAGAAUGGCUGAUCCCUGAAGGGCCACUCGAGUAGAAGGAGAUGAAAGGUCAUGGUCUUCUCAGACACUCACGAGAAGUCAGUCCCUUGAAGUCUGAGGCUUAGACAGACCUGCUUAGUACUGUAGUCCUUAAACUUACUUAUCUCGGAAGCCUUUCUUACAACACCCCUUAGCAAUAGGGUUAGUUGGAUGGGAGACACUUGGUGAAAUCUGCCUUUGAGAAUGGGAAAAAAAAAAACCAAACCAAACAAAACAAACAAACAAAAAAAACAAACAACAAACAAGCAAGCAGCCAAAUCCUGCUAUGGUGUAGAAUCUGAAAUCGAAUGUAAGUCACCGAGCCAGCACAUGAAUUUACAGGACGGCCAAAUCAAAGCAGUGGUUCCUAGGGGGUCCCAAGUAGAACGGCAACACGGGAAAUGGGAAGGAGAGAGGAGCAGGCUGCCAGGAGCGCAGACUGUGGCGGGCGGUUGAGAUUCCCACUUGCUUCCAACUUGAUUGGCCCCCUUGUCCAGAUUUCACAGCGUCAGCCCUAACAUCUGCAUCUGCAUCAGCACCAGCAUCUGCAUCAGCACCAGCAUCAGCAUCAGCAUCAGCAUCAGCAUGAGCAUGAGCCUUCUGAGUCACUCUGCACAAAGGAAGUCCUAAAUAUAUGCAGAAGGAAGUCUCAGGUGGAGCGAUUCCUCUGGUUAUUUGCUUUGCCUGUGAAACUUCCGCUGUGAAGUCCUCGGAGUGGAACCCGGUCUCCCAGCUUUUGGAAAACACGCACCAGAUGCAAAAUCUUGAUCACAGUGUUAGUGCUUGAAAUACUUAACGGCUCAGAGUGUGGCUGCCUCAUUUAACAAAUGAGAAACCAACCCAUGGGAAUGACCAAAGGUAUCACAGGCGCGGACUAGAAACGUGGGGGACUUGACUUGAUUAGGGGGUGUUCUCAGUGUGUCUUCUUUGAUGUAAUGGUUUGCUUUCUCUGUAAUUAGAUGCCCCAUUCUAAAAUUUC
Molecule: messenger RNA, 7786 nt
Organism: Rattus norvegicus (Norway rat)
Lineage: Eukaryota; Metazoa; Chordata; Mammalia; Rodentia; Muridae
Gene: Rnf182
Product: ring finger protein 182
Biological process (GO): protein ubiquitination
Cellular component (GO): membrane; cytoplasm
Molecular function (GO): ubiquitin protein ligase activity
Source: RefSeq, marked validated